Messenger RNA from Nerophis lumbriciformis (worm pipefish), 2028 nucleotides. The record is from RefSeq and is a predicted model, not a curated record. Lineage: Eukaryota; Metazoa; Chordata; Actinopteri; Syngnathiformes; Syngnathidae.
UACGAUGGGGCGAUGGCAUUCUUAAAGGCCGAAUAUCGAGUUUUAGCCAUUUUUGUAGCGGUGGUUGCUGUAUUGUUGGUCUUCAGCGGAUAUCAGGAUGCUGACUCGCAUCCGCUCAUUGGCCUUUCAUUUAUACUUGGUGCCAUCUCAUCGGCACUAGCCGGAUACAUUGGUAUGAAAGUAGCUACCAAAGCCAACGUACGGACCACUAAUGCAGCUAGAGAUGGCCUGGGUAGGGCGCUAGAAAUUGCGUUUUCAGGUGGAUCUGUUAUGGGUCUUGGUGUGGUCGGACUCGGCGUGCUGGGUCUGGGAAGUCUCUUUCUCAUUUAUUCCGGAAUGGAUUGGACUAUUACGCGUGUCAUUAAUGUCAUUACAGGUUUUUCUUUUGGCGCAUCCUCGAUCGCUCUAUUUGCCAGAGUUGGUGGAGGUAUAUAUACCAAGGCCGCCGACGUAGGAGCUGAUUUGGUUGGGAAAGUCGAGGCAGGCAUACCCGAAGAUCAUCCGCUCAAUCCGGCAACGAUUGCUGAUAACGUGGGAGACAAUGUUGGGGAUGUAGCUGGAAUGGGAGCUGCUUUUGAGUCCUAUAUCGGUUCAAUCAUUGGUACGAUGGUACUUGGUGCAGCCUUUAUUGGAGUGGCCGGUUAUGAGAAUACAAAUGACUAUGGAGGUCUAAAUGCCGUCUUAUUGCCUCUUGUACUCGCUGGGUUAGGCAUCGUCACCUCUAUUGCAGGCACCUUCUUCGUCAGGGUAAAAGAAGGUGGAGACCCACAGCGGGCACUCAAUUUUGGCGAGCUUACUGCACAGGGCGUCAUGUUAAUUGGCACCUAUUUCAUUGUAACUACGAUGCUGCCUGAUACCUGGUCAUUUGGAGGCGACGAAUACUCAACAUGGGGUGUUUUUGCUGCUGUAAUAGCAGGGCUGGUAUCUGGCACACUGAUUGGCUACAUUACUGAAUAUUAUACUGGCACGGGCAAAACACCGGUCAUGCGCAUUGCUGAACAAUCGCUGACGGGCAGCGCAACCAAUAUUAUUUCUGGACUUGGAGUCGGUAUGCAAUCGACGGCGUUACCCAUCAUUGUUUUGGCAGCUGCUAUCUUGACAGCGCACCAUUUUGCCGGACUUUAUGGCAUCGCCAUUGCCGCAGUUGGAAUGUUAAGUAAUACGGGCAUCCAACUGGCAGUUGAUGCUUAUGGCCCCAUAUCAGACAAUGCUGGUGGUAUUGCCGAGAUGAGCGACCUUCCCAAAGAAGUAAGACAACGCACCGACAAGUUGGAUGCCGUCGGAAAUACUACGGCAGCCAUUGGCAAGGGAUUUGCCAUUGGAUCAGCCGCUUUGACAGCUUUGGCACUUUUUGCGGCAUUUAUGACGAUUGCAGGUAUCGAUUCUAUUGACAUCUCUCAGCCUAAAAUUAUGGCAGGACUAUUUGUGGGUGGUAUGCUUCCGUUUCUGUUUUCUUCAUUGGCUAUGAAUGCCGUUGGUAGGGCAGCGAUGGAUAUGAUCCAAGAGGUUCGUCGACAAUUCAAAGAUAUUCCUGAGCUUAAAAAUGCCCUUGCCGUCAUGAAUAAAAAUGAAGGGAUAGAAAGCGACCAAUGGAGUAAAGAAGACAAAGCCAUAUUUGAUGCCGCCGAUGGAAAAGCUGAGUAUAGCAAAUGUGUGGCGAUCUCUACCAAAGCAUCCAUUAGAGAAAUGGUAUUGCCUGGGUUGAUCGCCGUAUUGACACCAGUGGGAUUCGGAUUUUUAGGUGGCGCAGAAAUGCUAGGCGGUGUUUUGGCUGGGGUUACGGUAGCAGGUGUAUUAAUGGCCAUAUUUCAGUCCAACGCUGGCGGUGCCUGGGACAAUGCUAAAAAAAUGUUUGAGGAGGGUGUGGAUAUCAAUGGAACCACCUAUCACAAAGGAUCCGAGCCACACAAGGCGACCGUGGUUGGCGAUACCGUAGGAGACCCGUUUAAAGAUACAUCCGGUCCAUCACUAAAUAUACUUCUCAAGUUGAUGACGGUGGUAUCAGUUGUCAUAGCUCCGUUUCUCUAA